Molecule: messenger RNA, 1428 nt
Organism: Parasteatoda tepidariorum (common house spider)
Lineage: Eukaryota; Metazoa; Arthropoda; Arachnida; Araneae; Theridiidae
Molecular function (GO): NAD binding
Source: RefSeq, a predicted model, not a curated record
CGUGCUAAAAAGAUUAAUCAGAGACACCUAAUCACUUACUCGAGUUAACAGAAAUAGGCAGCAAGAUCAUUGUAAACAAACAGCUGUAAGAUCGUCAGCCGUAUUUGAGGUUUUGCGCUUUUUCCUAUUUCUUAUCACAAAAAUUAACAUUACUGAAAAUUGAAUUAAAAAAUUCUGAAAAAUGGCUGCAUGCUUUUCAUCACCAGGAAUUUUCAGUUUGCCUCCAAUUUUCGUACUUUCAAAAAUAUCUAAAUUGGCUCAAUGUUUAAGAGCUUGUGCAAUGCCUCAAAUUGAAGUGAAAGAAAUAGAUCUUCCAAUUUUAGAUAACUUUGGGAUUGAUUCAUCACUGACUGAAAAAUGUAAGGAUAUUCUUAAAGAUGUGGAAAUUGCUGUUUGUGAUUCUGAUAUUCUUGUGAAAUUGCACAAUUUCAUGCCGCAAUUAAAAUGGGCUCACAGUACUUGGGCUGGCAUCGAAGGUCUUUUGAAAGCGAUUCCUCAAGAGCCACCAUUUACUGUGACAAGACACAGCGGGGAUUCCUUUACCUCUCUAAUAGCCGAGUAUGUUGUUUGCCACAUUUUAAAUUCUGAAAGAAAAUCAAGAUUAUGUUGGAAAAGUCAAGAAUCCAAAGUUUGGUUGCCAAAUAAUGUUUUUUCUAAUCAUCGAUCACUAAAUGAGCUGAGUGUUGGAAUUUUAGGUGUUGGAAAUAUGGGAUCUGGCAUUGCAAGUUUUUUGAAGUCGAGGGGUACAACUGUUUAUGGUUUUGCUCGAAGACCUCGAGCUCCUGGCUCUCAGUGUUACUUUGAUGAGAUUUAUACUAAGUUAGAUGAUGUCCUUCCAAAGUGUGAUUAUUUAAUCAAUGUUCUCCCCACCACUCCCCUCACCUCUGGACUGCUAAAUAAUAGUGCAUUAGAAAAAUGUACAAAAAAACCAAUUUUCAUAAAUAUUGGCCGGGGGAGUAUUAUAUCUGAAGCUGAAUUACUAAAAGCUUUAAGAAAUGGUUGGUUAGCAGGAGCAGUACUGGAUGUUUUUGAAGAAGAACCUUUACCUGAAACCAGCGAACUGUGGGAUAUUCCAGAAGUAGUUAUAACUCCUCAUGUAUCAGCAUUGUCAAAGCCAGAACAUAUUGCUGAAGAAUUUUUUCAAAACUUGACUAGUUAUAUUGAUGGCCAUUCACUACGAAAUGUCGUAAAUUGGUCUGCUGGUUACUAAAUUUAUUGAGGUAUUCAAGGACUUUGCCCUGGACAUUUAACACUUUUGCACACCACAGACCAUGAAGCACUGAUUUCUGAAAAUAAAAGUUUUGAAAUUAUUAAAACAUGAAUUGUUACAGUUUUGAUUACUGUAAAUUAAAACCUGCUUUUUAAUGUAAAUAUCAAAAUAUAUUUUUUACGUUGUGAUUUCGAAUAAAUAUUUUAUAAUUGUUCCUA